AUUUAAUGACAACACCUCGCUCUAACACCGAAACGACGACGAUUAUGAGCCGUGGGGGCGCAAAAUAACUUCUUAAAUAUAAAUCCACCGUAGCUAUAUACCUCUUAUCUCCAUCUCCAUCUCCAUCAACAUUUCACCUUCUAUCAUUCUUCUCAUCUAUAUAUACUUCGCCUGCUCAGGUUGAACCGUCUUUUCAGCAGAACAGCACCCACAACAGCAAUCACACAAUAUCAACUUAUCAAACAUCCACCAUGGCUGAACAACAUGAAGCUGCCAUUCUCCCUCAGCAGGGCGGUCCUUUGUCUCUCGGAAAGCGUCCCACCCCCGAGCCCGGUCCAAAUGAUGUUCUCAUCGAAGUCAAGGCUGUUGCCUUGAACCCCUGCGAUCAUUUCCAGCGUGACUAUGGUAUGCCUCCCGUACCUAUCUACCCCGCUGUCAUCGGAGCCGAUACUGCUGGUGUUGUCGCCAAGCUGGGCUCGAAUGUCACCACAGUCCCUGGUACAGGAAGCCGAGUCAUUGCCCUUGCCUCAUCAUUCUACCAGAACGGCUCCCCCGACCACGGUUCCUUUCAAAAGUACACUUUAGCACAAUCCGAAGCUGUCAUCCCACUUCCAGACAAUCUCUCCUUUGAAGAAGGCGCGGUCUUCCCCUUGGCCGUCCUGACUGCCUUGACUGCCUGGACCACAAUCUGUAUACCCCUCAAUACCAAGUACACUCCCGCGGACAAACAAGCGGUCCUUAUCUGGGGCGCAUCGAGCAGUGUAGGCACGUUUGCCGUUCAAUCGGCCAAGACACUCGGUUUCACUAUCUACGCCACCGCCAGUCCCAAGCACCAUGACCUCGUCAAGAAGCUCGGAGCCCAUGCGGUUUUCGAUUACAGGGCAAGCGAUGUCGUCUCCCAGAUCGUCACCGCCGUGAAGAAGGAUGGUACCAAGCUGCACACUGCACACUGCGUUGUUGAUGGCGCUCUGCAGCCAACAUUGGACAUACUCAAGGAGACCAAGGGUGAUGCACACGCAAAGGUUGCACACUCGCCCCUUCUCCCAGAAGGUCACCCUACCCUCGACAACACGCAGAUCAUUUUCAACCUCCCAUCUAUGGACGAGACCGCGAGGAACAAGCACAUGAACGAGGUCUUCAAUGGGUGGCUGAAGACCGGUCUGCAGUCCGGUGAAGUAAUCCCCAGCCCCACUAUCCAGAUUGAGGGUGGCGGUCUGGGCGGAGUGAAUGCAGCGCUAGACAAGCUCAAGGGUGGUGUCAGUGGCACUAAGAUUGUUGUGCCAGUCUAAUGAAUUGCCUUUUGCUAAUCCUCACGGUACUCUGGGAUCCCGACCUUCGUAACGAUUUCGGCGUAGGAUGCCUCGUCAUCGAGCGGGAUUAAGUGUGGAAAGUUGAAGUCGACAAUGACGUGCAGUGCUGCGAGAUCGUGCUUGACCUAUUUUUUUCUUCUGAAUUAGCUUCCCAAUACCCCCUCGUUAUAUUGCCUGUCUGGGGCAUACUCCAUCUGAGAACGUAGUAACGACGUCUUCGGGUCCGACUGUUAGAUCUUGGGUUGCAUUCGCGGAUUCAGGAAAGGUUGCUUCAGCCAAAAUCUUGCAUGAUGUGGUUGCCUGAACCUGGACUUGGUUCGCGAGACCUUCGAAAUUAGUCGUCUUCAAUGCUCAAAUAUUCCGAUGGAGGUUUCCAGCCCUCUUGUUUUAUGGACAGUUGGCAGUCCCGAGGCCCAUCAAUGUUUAAUAUCGUGUAUUUUUCACUAUAGAAUAUGACGGUAGUUGAUUCUGGGGAGGAAAAUUCGAAUGACAAAAGAGGCUGCAAAUAUUUUGCCUAUGGCAUCUGAUGCUUCUCUGCUU
Molecule: messenger RNA, 1850 nt
Organism: Aspergillus caelatus
Lineage: Eukaryota; Fungi; Ascomycota; Eurotiomycetes; Eurotiales; Aspergillaceae
Product: zinc-binding alcohol dehydrogenase family protein
Exons: 1
Coding region: 252-1289 (345 amino acids)
Molecular function (GO): oxidoreductase activity, acting on NAD(P)H
Source: RefSeq, a predicted model, not a curated record